AUGUUCCGAACAGCACUCCUCAGGUCCGCCCGGUCCGCCGUCCGCGCUGCCCCACGAUGCCAGGCCGCAAUGGCUCGCCCCGUUGCGCGAAGCUCCUUCGUCCAGCCAAAGCAAAUGAAUCCCUCCGUAUACUUCCAGGCCGUACGAUGCUACGCCGCGAGCGCCGGUCUGUCAAAAGAUGAGGUCACCGGCAGGAUAAUGGACCUUUUGAAGAACUUCGACAAGGUCACCGAUGCCUCCAAGCUGAACGCCGAAUCGCACUUCCACAACGACCUCGGUCUCGACAGUCUGGAUACCGUAGAGGUGGUCAUGGCAAUUGAGGAGGAAUUCAGCAUUGAGAUCCCCGACAAGGAGGCCGAUGCCAUCCACAGCGUCAAGCAAGCAGUGGACUACAUCAUGGCCCAGCCCGAUGCUCACUAA
Messenger RNA from Alternaria arbusti, 420 nucleotides. RefSeq lists its product as uncharacterized. The coding region runs from base 1 to 420 and encodes 139 amino acids. Gene Ontology annotation, biological process: fatty acid biosynthetic process. The transcript has 6 exons. Gene Ontology annotation, cellular component: mitochondrion. The record is from RefSeq and is a predicted model, not a curated record. Gene Ontology annotation, molecular function: acyl carrier activity; acyl binding. NCBI's taxonomy places the organism in Eukaryota, Fungi, Ascomycota, Dothideomycetes, Pleosporales, Pleosporaceae.